AUGGAUGGGGCAUCCCUGCGGGACGUGGGGCACGGGGCUAGCGCCGGUAUCACGCCACGGGCUUCCGCCAAAUCAAAGGCAACGUGCAAACACGGACGACAUGGCGUGAUACCAUUCUUGCCGGAUGCUGUUGUAGAUUGGGCUCGUGACCACAGAGUUCAUCAUAAAUACAGUGAGACCGACGCAGACCCUCAUAAUGCCAAGAGGGGCUUUUUCUUCUCCCACGUCGGCUGGCUCUUGUGUAAAAAGCAUCCGAUGGUGAAAGAGAAGGGCAAAGGAAUCGAUAUGUCUGAUCUAUACGCCGAUCCCAUUCUUUAUUAUCAGAAGAAAUUUUACAUCAUUUUGAUGCCCCUUAUUUGCUUCAUUUUGCCAACGGUGAUACCGAUGUACUGUUGGGGUGAAACUUUCGCCAAUGCUUGGACCGUCAAUCUGUUCAGAUACAUUUUUACCCUCAAUGUCACCUGGUUGGUCAAUUCUGCCGCCCAUCUUUACGGAUCAAAACCAUACGACAGAUAUAUAAAUCCGGUUGAGAACACAAGUGUUUCGAUACUUGCUCUGGGGGAGGGUUGGCACAAUUACCACCACACGUUUCCAUGGGACUAUAAGACUUCUGAACUGGGAAAGUACAGCACCAACUUCACGUGCAUCUUUAUAGACUUCAUGUCUAAAAUUGGAUGGGCUUAUGAAUUAAAAACCGUCUCUCCGGAAAUGAUAAAACGUCGCGUCGAAAGGACCGGGGAUGGUACUCACGAUCUUUGGGGAUGGGGCGACAAGGACCAGACCAAGGAAGAAAUAGACCAGGCGACCAUUAUAAACAGAAAAAAUGCUUAAACAAAUAGUAAAAUACAUUCUCACUAUACGACUGAAGAAGUAAAGCAUUGUUACUAAAAAAUACUAUAAUUUAAUUACUAUAUAUAACACAUUAUGUAGUUAUUUUGUUACGUUUUUGUAAUUUAUUACUUUUUUGUGGAGCUUGAGUGUGCUAAUUAGUGUAGAUAAGACAAGCAAGAUUGCAACAGGGAAGAAAUAGGGAGAGGAAGCCUCCCUUUAUUCUUUUUCUUUUGUGUUUUUUUUUAUAUUAGCUUUAGUAUUUCGUACAAAAAGUACGUAAGGACUCUACUAUAAUAUUUGUUACUGUACAGACUGACGUUGUUAAUGAUUGUCCUAAUAAUAUGCUCGUGAUAUCUGCUAAGUUUAGUUUUGUACAAAAUAGAUACAUAAAUAGAAAGAAAAACGUUGUUAGUUAUGUAAGGU
Molecule: messenger RNA, 1254 nt
Organism: Agrilus planipennis (emerald ash borer)
Lineage: Eukaryota; Metazoa; Arthropoda; Insecta; Coleoptera; Buprestidae
Product: acyl-CoA Delta(11) desaturase-like
Exons: 3
Coding region: 1-831 (276 amino acids)
Biological process (GO): unsaturated fatty acid biosynthetic process
Cellular component (GO): endoplasmic reticulum membrane
Molecular function (GO): iron ion binding; stearoyl-CoA 9-desaturase activity
Source: RefSeq, a predicted model, not a curated record